Messenger RNA from Dunckerocampus dactyliophorus (ringed pipefish), 9090 nucleotides. RefSeq names its product solute carrier family 5 member 6a (gene slc5a6a). Gene Ontology annotation, biological process: biotin transport; sodium ion transport; pantothenate transmembrane transport. NCBI's taxonomy places the organism in Eukaryota, Metazoa, Chordata, Actinopteri, Syngnathiformes, Syngnathidae. Gene Ontology annotation, molecular function: sodium-dependent multivitamin transmembrane transporter activity. Bases 352 to 2268 code for a protein of 638 amino acids. The transcript has 17 exons. The record is from RefSeq and is a predicted model, not a curated record. Gene Ontology annotation, cellular component: membrane.
AUUUGGCCUAAAUUUCAGCGCUCUUUCUAUUGAUUUCAGGUGACUUUGGAAUUGCAACUUGAGUCUAGAAUGCCUUUUGUUUUUUUCCAUGUGGGCAGCUGUAAAUUUCAGUUUAACUUGAAGGUGUCCAUUUCCUUUGUCAUCCCAUCUGCUCUCACCCAAAAUACAGGAUGUUACACAGAAUUCUAACACUGAUUGAAUUCCUUGGCGGAGAGAAAACAAGUUGUGGCUUCACAGACCUAAAUGGCUCUCCAAGAAUCCAAAUGGGUGAUGUAGCGUCUUGAAAGUUGUGAUCACCCACCCGACGGCCUACUCCCCACACUUCAGCACAAGCCUUCCACCAGAGUCAUCAUGGGGGGAGUAGUCCAGAUGCACUUCGGCACGGUGGACUAUGUCAUCUUUGCCUUGCUGUUAGCAGCCUCAGCUGGCAUUGGCCUCUUCUAUGCCUUCUCUGGUGGACGCCAGCGCACAACACAGGAGUUCCUGAUGGCUGACCGCUCUAUGAGCUGGCUGCCCGUGUCUUUGUCUCUGCUCGCCACGUUCCAGUCAGCCGUGGCGAUUCUGGGCGCACCAUCCGAAGUGUACACCUUCGGGACGCAGUACUGGUUCCUGGGAUGCUCGUACUUCUUGGGACUGCUCAUCCCAGCUCACGUUUUUAUACCCGUUUUCUACAGGCUGCGGCUGUCCAGCGCCUAUGAGUACCUGGAGCUACGCUUCAACAAGACAGUGCGCAUAUGUGGGACCGUGACCUUCAUAUUUCAGAUGGUCAUCUAUAUGGGGGUGGUCCUUUACGCUCCUGCUUUGGCACUUAAUGCAGUCACUGGCUUUGACUUAUGGGGAGCAGUGCUUGCAAUGGGACUUGUGUGCACCCUCUAUACCGCUCUGGGUGGCCUGAAGGCAGUGAUGUGGACCGACGUGUUCCAGACUGUGGUGAUGUUUGCUGGACAGCUGGCAGUGAUCAUUGUUGGGGCACAUCAGGCAGGGGGCAUCGCUGAGGUCUGGAGGAAAGCGUUGAACGGCAGCCGCAUUGCUGGACUAGACUUAAAUCCUGAUCCUUUGGAGCGCCACACCUUCUGGACGCUAGGUGUGGGUGGCAUCUUCCUGAUGCUGGCUCUGUACGGGGUCAACCAGGCCCAAGUCCAGAGAUAUCUCAGUUCCCGCACUGAGAAAGAGGCAGUCAUGUCCUGCUAUGUUGUUUUUCCAUGCCAGCAGAUCGUGCUGUGUUUAGGUUGUCUGAUGGGACUGGUUAUGUUUGCUCGCUAUGGAGAGGACAGCCCUCUAGAUAAGGGCUAUGUCAAAACCAAUGAUCAGAUGGUGUUAUACUUUGUGAUGGAUGUGUUCAAGGACCUGCCUGGGCUCCCAGGUCUGUUUGUGGCCUGUCUCUUCAGUGGAGCGCUGAGCACCAUUUCAUCUGCCUUCAACUCCCUAGCAACCGUAACUAUGGAGGACCUGAUUAAACCUCAUUUUCCAAACAUGACUGAGUCUAAAGCCACAUUGCUCUCCAAAGGACUUGCUCUGGCUUAUGGUUUAAUAUGUCUGGCCAUGGCCUACAUCGCCUCCCUAAUGGGGUCUGUGUUGCAGGCAGCAUUAAGCAUCUUUGGGAUGGUAGGUGGUCCCCUGCUGGGCCUCUUCUGUCUGGGAAUGUUCUUCCCUUGGGCUAACUCCAUUGGUGCAGUGGUUGGAUUAGCAGCAGGCCUUGCUAUGGCUUUCUGGAUUGGCAUUGGCAGUUUUGUAAUGCGUAUGCCAAGUCUAGUCCCACCGAUCACAACCGUUACUCCGUCCCCAUUUGAGAACUUGACUACUACCGUCAUGACUACACUCUUCAACGCUACCACAACCAAACCUAGGCCAACAGGCGUAGAAGCACUGUAUUCAUUGUCCUACAUGUGGUAUAGUGCGCACAAUUCCACCACUGUUGUGGUGGUGGGACUCAUCGUCAGCCUGCUUACAGGACCAAUGAAGGAGAAGCAGCUGACCCCGGGAACAGUGUAUCCGGUCUUGGGCAAUCUGCUUUUCUUUCUGCCUGAGCGAUAUACAGAGAAGCUGUGCUGCGUCACCCCUCUGGCGCAAAAGCCCAAAGAAAUCAACACACGGCCUUACGAGAGGAACAAGAAAGGCGAGAAUGGAGCCGCGUACUGCAAAGAGGACAUGGUGACGGAGGACAAAGAAAUGGAGAGCGACAGCGCGCACACGGAAGACGAGGAAAGCAGAGCGACUUUGCCCUUGUGUCAGCUGACCCCUCACUGUGUGGAAGAAACAGCUCUCUAAUCCUGUCUCUCUUCCCUUUUUGAAAAGCACAUUUCCAACCCCAGCGGUCAUCCAAUCACAUCUCAGCUUGCUCAGACGUGGUUUGGAAGGUGAGCGGAGGUGGGGGUAUUGCAGUAAUUGAGUUCAGACUGCUGAGUCUGUUUAACUGGGUGGAAUUGUGUCUAACUGGUACCGUCAUAAAAUCAAUUUUUUACCUCAAAAGACCGUAAAGUAGCACUUUGACUACAUCACGAAAGACCUUCCUGAUACGCAUGUCCUCGCGUACAGUCAAAAGAGCACAAGUAGCCGUUCUCUGACUUCAGAUGUGUUAUUUUUGUAGAGAAGACAGGCCUAUGUGUGAGAAUAAAUCAUUUAAAAGCAGAAAAUUAAGAGAGUGAACCAAAUCGAAGGCGUGGUUCCUCCGCUGUGCACUUCCCUUAUGUGACCUUGGUUUGAUGUAAGUGAUGUCUAGCUGCUACUGUUGAUGUACUGAUUGUCAGGUGUAGUUUCUCCUAAAGUAGAGCUGUCUGUUCAGGUAAGGGCAGCGACCAUGACUUUCCGUUUCUAUUCGUAGUAACUGUUAAGACGUAUAAUUUCCCUUUGUCAUGAUCAAUACAUGUAAGUUUUUAUACUGACAGUAAUACUCUAAUGCAAGGGUACUCAAAUACAAAUCUUUACGUUCCACAAAGACAUCUUGAGUGACACAAAGCCAAGCCACAAGCCAUACCGUUUUGUCAUUUUCAUUCAAAACAACAAAAAUGCAUAAUAAAAUCAACUAACAUUUUCAAUGUUUACAUAAAUCCAAAUAAAUACUCCAAAAUGCUUUACAAAGAAUCUAAAACAAAUACACUAAUCCCUCGUUUUAUCACGGUUCAUUGGAUUCAGCCGAGUGAUGAGUGAAUUCCUGCAAAGUAGAACCUUCUAAAUGCAGUUUUAAAUAUGAUUAGAGCCCUCUAGACAUAAAAUAACACCUUUACUGUCGUAUUACCCAGUAUAGUAGACAUAAGAGAAAAUAAGACAUAAUAUAGAUUCGCACAGGUUAGCAUUGGGGGAGUUCCUUUUUUAUUUCCGGUUUCUGUACACUACUUCCUGCAGUGACUGUUGUCUUACCACUGUAACGCUACUGACACGUCGUGUCCAGUGUAGAAUACUACAUGUCAUCACUGCUUUGAAUGCGUCUUCUGAAUGCCUUAUAUUUGUAUUUUAGUUAAUUGAACCAUUUUUAUGCUUGAAACUGCUUAAUUCAGGCAAAAAAAAGUAUGUUUGUUGGUAUAUGCUUAAAAAUGCAUGUUUUUAGACUAAUAGGCCAUAUUCAACCACAAAACAGCAUUAAUUAAUUAACAUAUUUUUGGAAAAACCAUGAGAGUGGAGCGGUGAAGUUCGAAGCGUGAAGUGGCGAGGGAUGACUGUAUGUCGGGAAUUCCGUUCCAACAUGAAUGAAAGAUCUCAGGAAUUGGAAAAAUGAACAUACAGUACAAGCCAAAAUAAACACAUAUACAUACAUUUUACUUUCACAGUGUCAGAUACACAAUGUUCUGGCCAAACAUGGCAAGUAGCAGCCAAUCAUUAAAAACAGCUAAUAGCCGGUCUAGUGUUAUAUUUAAGACAAAAUAUUAAAUAAGACCACGGUGCUGUUGAAAGUCCCCCUUUUAAGCGGUGGCGAAAGAUGCGCCAACAGCACACUUCCUGCUCUCCAAAAUAAAACACUUCCUUCCAUCCACCAAUGUGUGACAAUAUGCUGAAAAAUAGCCAUUAAAAACGAAUAAAAAGCAACACGACGGAGUCUUUGUUGCAGAGCAUUUAGUACAGGAGGAGGGUUCGUGUAGAUGUACGUUUGGAAACUGCCACGGCCGCACACUCGCUGCCAAAGUGACACAUAACACGACGGAAUAUUAACAAACAUGCCAAUUAAAUCCACUGCUAAUAACAAUCCAACACGCAUCCAAUCCGACAUUUAUGUAAUUGUAGUAACACAUGUGGAACACACACUGUAACUGCACCAGUUACCCAGCAUGCCUUGCGGGUUAUAAACGUGUUGUUUUUCCAUGUGUGCAAAUGUGCAAGCGUAUUCCAAUUUCCAAUACCCGCAUAGUCCGUGUGAUACAAGUACAGUGUGUGUUCCACAUUUGUUAUUUUUGUUCGCACUGUGAAUGAGGUAGGCAUUUGGUUUUUGAUGUGUGAGUAAGGAUGUAAAUAUCAAGUUGAUUCACUUAACACUUUUACCAAAUGAAAUUGGGUUCUAUAAACAGCAUAAUUCUGGAGAUUAUUAGCAAAAAAUAAUGUUUUGAUCGAGCAUUUACGAGUUGCAAAUAUGUGGGGUGCCACUGUAUUUUUAGGCCUGUGAUGUACGUCUUGUUUAAGUGAGCUCCACCUGAACUGAGGUGAUACAGCAAAUGUCGGUAUCGAUCCAUUACCAGGUACUUAUAGGGCCAGUUUUGCGGAUACCAAUACUUUGUAAUUCAAAUGUUUCAAGAUCAGUGAAUGACUUUGUGAUUUUUGCCUUUCAAUUUGUAGAUCCUAAUUAUAAUCAUAAUAAAACAGAGGACACGAUUUUAGGCAAACAAAAUAUUUUUUUAUCAACAAACUAUGAACAGUUUAGCAAAAUACAAGUGUAACAACAUCAACAAAAGAGUACCAUUAUUCCCCUAAUUUCUAUUACAUAGCAAAAUGAAUAGUGCAAAAUAAGUAAACAAAGUAAACAUUAAUAUUGACUGUCCAAGUCCUUCAGCUUUUUGCCCCUAAGGUCCUCCUAUGUCCAAUGACUGUAUUAUCGGUCAAAAUUGACAUAAAAACGAGAUAUCUGAUCAUAUCGGUAUUUGUGUGUGAGACCCCAUCAAACUGGCAUCAGUCACGCAGCGUUUUGGCAUUUUCUAUAACUUGGAUAUUGCGGUAUUUGUAUUAAAUUAUUUUGCGCACACACAAUGUUUAUUUACACAGCAUUAGUUUGAGGGGAAAAGCUGCUGCCGAUAUCGGUAUCGGUAAUGAAGGGCUGCACAAUAUCGGAUCGGAAGUAAAUGUGCAAGCAAUGGCAAGUUUCAGUUAUGACAACAAUAAGGUCUUGUUUCUUUUUUAUUCCUCUUCCGUUGUUCCUGUUUUAGCCAGUUCUGGGGUUACAUUGAUAAAACAACACCCCUAUCGUUCAAACUGUAAAUGUUGUAGUUGUUGACGUGGUAGUGUUGCUAUACUGUUGCCGAGUCAGGCAUAGCGUAGCUUUCAGUAUUUUAAGUUUUAAAAAAAUUCUAACCCCUCAAGCAUGUAUGAAUUUAUAAAAGAAGCUAUUUUAAACAUUAGCACUUACGUUGUGAGCUUAUUUCACAUUUAUUUUCAAAUUUAAAUGUGUCCUACACAGCUUUGGGCUUGACAUGAGCUCACACAUUUGGUUGUGGUUGUCAUGUGACUAUCCCAAAAUGGCUUCCCCAAAAUGGCAGUGUGGUAGGUAAGCUAGCUCAUUUCCACAAGCUUAUUUGUAGCCAUUAAAGCUCAUUUUAAACCCAUUUAACAAUGCUUAAACUUUAAUAAGGUGUAAAAUAUUACAAUUCAACUAUUUGUACUAUAUUACUUUAAUGAAUUCAUAAAAUAAGCUAGGAAAAUAUAGCUAAUAAUUAGCCUUAAGAUUGCUAUGGAAAGCUUACUUGCAAAAAUGCAAAUAAGACACUCAAUAUAUAUUCCUUUGUUCAACAUAUUUGUGGUACUAAGCACAAGUAAGUGUCACAUUCUUGUCAAAUAAGAAAUACAUUUAGCAUUAACCAUGUAAUAUGUAUGUAACAACAUACACUGUACAUCAUGGCUAAAAGAUGCUGUACUUUGCCUGAAUUACAUUGGCGCCCCCUAGAGGUGUAAUCGAUACUGCCUGCGAUUUAUUUGAACUACAUGGCCAAGUGGCAAGUGUAAAAGUGUCACUUUUAAACCCAUGAGACGUUAUUGAAUGAAUUAAAUAGGGUAGAAUGUGGUGUUCAAGGUCCUUGAUAAGUACCACAAUGAAUGAUGUUUACUUUAAACAUGUUGCCAGUAUGUGACUAAUUGAUGUUGAUGUUUUUCUUGUUUUUGGUUGUUGUUGCUUCAUUAUCAUCGCUUUUUGGAAUCUAAAGAAUUCUUGCUCAUCUCGUCGUGGCUUGCAGUCAUCCGUUGUUUUAAAUAAAAAAAAAAAAAAAAUUUAAAGAGGCAAAAUCAUGCAAAAAUAAUUAGUUACUAGUUACUUUACCAAAAAAGUAACCAAAUUUGUCACGGAAUGACUCCUUCAUAAAUGUAAUUAGUUAUCGGGGAAAGUCAUUAUUGCGUUAAAACCUUCAAAUAUGUCAAAUAAUUGGGGUUUAGCUUUGGGGUUUAGCUUUGUAGCGACAUGUGUAAGGCUGAGGGCUGAGCUUGUGACUUGCAACUUUCUACUAUAACGCUAGGGGGCAGUGCAACCACAACUCUUGUUGACUAGCUAUUUAGCGUGAAAUAGUAAUUACUUUGAAACCGUAGCCGCGCUACUCCCUACACUGGUCACAUGCCUUACAGUACUGUGUUCUAACACUUCCGGUUACUUUUAAGAGAAACGGAAAUGUUGAUUUGUCAUGUCAACGAGUCUGAUUUAUCAGAAUAAGUUGGGGGUGAUGAAGCUCCAUGCCUUAGUUGCCUUAUAUGUUCUGUUUACACCAGGGUUGUCCAAGCUUUUCAUGACGGAUGCUCGUGGCCACUUUGACACAUUUUGGACAUUAAAGAUGCUAUUAUUAAUUAUUAAUAAUAAUAUACAGCGGUACAUUGGUUUUCGUUCCAUUCCAAAAGGUCUGAAACGGAAACGUACAAAAACCGAAGCAAUUUUUCCCGUAGGAAAUCGUGCAAAUCCAUUGAAUCCAUUCCAGACACCCCAAAAUAUGAACAAAGAGGUACAUUUAAUAUAUAAUAAUGAUAGUUUUACAUGCAGAAAACAAACUGUGAAAUGAUUAUAAAUGAGGAAUGAAAUGGAUGAAUUAACUUUAUUGAAUACUCUGGCGAAGAUGGUGAGACAGGAGGGGAGGGGACGCCAUCCAGUGCCAAAAUGAAUGCGCAUUAGAACCAUAAUCGGCGUGCAUUAAGACCACGACACUCGCGCUUGUGGUCUCUUAAUAGCCGCUCACUGCCACUUUCUGCUCAUGUGCAGAGACCGCAAGGAGGGUGGUCUUUAUGCGCACUGUCACUGUGUCGUCAUAUGUUUCUCACCUUCUUUAUCAGAUUGCUGCCGCUCGCGGAUUUUUUGGGGCCCUGUGGCAGUAGCAGUCGCAGCGAUGGUGAGUCGACAAAGCGUAGGGUCCUUUCCGUGGAAUUAUACGGUACAGGGUGCACUGAGACUGAGACAGCGUACGAAAACAGAAUCAUCAGAAAACUGAACCGAACUUUGUCUGCAUCUCAUUGAUAAUUAGUUUAUUUUAUUUUUACAAUAUACCGAGAGCUGACGCAAAAAAAAAAAAAAAAAAAGGCCUCCAGGUCUCACUUUGGACAUUGGACAAUCCUGGUUUAGAUUAAGCUGCUCUGGAGGGGAGGGGGGUUCAGGGUUUUGAAAAUCCAGACAAUCAUGUGACAGCAGGAGAGGGGAACAUUUUUCUCGUAGGAUUUGACUCUAGAUCCCGGGUUAGAGUUAAAGCAUGUAAGCAGCGACAAACUCCUGAAAUACCUCAAUUUCCAUCUAGAAUAUGAAGCCUAGUUAUGAUUUUUUUACUAACAGAUGGCAUCGUUCAGAUCAUAUUUGUAUAUUUUUGUAAUUUCACAUGGAAGCCUCUGCACAUUUCACAAAGAGAAAUGUGGAAUUCAAUAUGCAAUUUGUUGUGAUUGACCGGCCGAAUUGGGAGUGUAGCGUCCGUCGACAUAGCCUGAGAAAACUGCACUUAUUUUAUUCAUUUUAUUAACAUAAAUUACCUUUUUUUUAUUUCAAGUUUUCUCAGUGCUACAUCCCACAUUCGGGGCAUUAAUCUUUUUUUUCUGUAUGAUUGCAUCGUGGUGAAUCCUUCAAUUAGUACCUGAAAUUACUUGAAGUGUGUGCCUGUGUUGUUACCUUAUUAAAGAGAAAUCUCCUUUUUUUUUUUUCACCGUGAAAGCAAACCGGAUCACUAUUUUCUCUUUUCGUUUCUAUUACUGUUAAGAUGUGAGUAGUUCACUUCUUUCUUGAUGUUCCUUGUCAGCAUGGAGCAUUCGUACUACAUUACAGGCCGGGCUGCACAAAAAGCAACACUUUGUGCAAGAAAGGCACAACACUUGGUAAUUUCUGCCUUUUAUAAAUAUUGUUGAAAACAAUAUUUAUGAUACAGGGUGCCCCUAAAGUCUUGUUAUAUUCAAUGUUAUAGAAUUAUUGUAAAAAAUUAACAAAUGUAAUAUACAAAUAUUUGUAAUUUAUCAUUUUUUAUGUCCUUACUUAUGUUUUAUUUAUUAGUUUUUAACAUUUAUUUUUAAAAUAAUUAACUGCAUUUUUUAAAUGUAUUUGUUACUUAGCUAUGAAUUAAAUCAUUUUUUUGUAUAAUGUAUCUAUAUCCUGACUUUAUGGACACCCUGGGCUCUAUGUCGCAUCUCGCAAGAAUUCUAACUUAUGCAUUCCAAAAACAACGUCGAGCACUGGUGUCCGGCUGGUUCCUCAGCUUUGGAUGGGCCUUAUUUUGUUCUGAGCAUCUCAUUAUUUCACAGGUAUGAGAUAUUGCCAUCAUAAAGAUUUUAAGCUGAGAAAAAACAUUAUCCUGUGAUAAAGAACGGGCAAAAUGAUACGUGAACCGUUUGAUUGCUGGAUUCAAUCUUUAGACAUGCGUUUUAGGGUUGAUGUCAUCAUACAUUUGUAAGUUUUAUUUACUUGAAUUGAACUAUUAAAGUGAUUGUUACAAAGUCCAACCAACGUGUGUU